Sphaerodactylus townsendi is the source of this 1396-nucleotide messenger RNA. It is a transcript of the gene ARV1, whose product is annotated as ARV1 homolog, fatty acid homeostasis modulator. Gene Ontology annotation, cellular component: cortical endoplasmic reticulum; Golgi apparatus. The transcript is spliced from 5 exons. The record is from RefSeq and is a predicted model, not a curated record. Gene Ontology annotation, biological process: intracellular sterol transport; sterol metabolic process; sphingolipid metabolic process. Lineage: Eukaryota; Metazoa; Chordata; Lepidosauria; Squamata; Sphaerodactylidae. The coding region runs from base 195 to 899 and encodes 234 amino acids.
GAGUUGUAGUUCCAACUUACGGAGUAUUUGCUAUUCAGUUUGCGACUGCUGGGAUACAAGCGCCGACCUACUUUGAGGUUUCUCCUUCUCGCCUCUCUUACCGGAACCCGGAAGCGAAUGAGGCAAACGUGCAAGAAGAUACCAGGAAUGUCUUUGUGGUAAAGUGGCGGUGGGGUUCUGUUAUUAGGAAGAAGAUGGAGGCGCCCGGUGCCUACAGGUGCAUCGAGUGCAAUGAGAAGGCUACCGAACUGUAUAGAGACUAUCAACGGGGCGUAUUGCGUAUCUCCAUCUGUAAAUCCUGCCAGAAACCGGUGGACAAAUAUAUUGAAUAUGAUCCUGUUAUAAUCUUAAUUAAUGCUAUUUUAUGCAAAGUACAGGCCUACAGGCAUAUUCUGUUCAAUACAAAGAUAAAUAUCCACGGGAAGCUCUGCAUAUUUUGUUUGCUUUGUGAAGCUUAUCUCAGGUGGUUGCAACUACAGGAUUCAAGCCAAAGCCCUGACCCUGAUGAUUUAAUUAGAUAUGCCAAAGAAUGGGAUUUUUAUAGAAUGUUUGGAAUAGCAUCCCUGGAACAAACUGCCUUUUUGAUUGGCAUCUUCACUGCUCUGUGGCUAGCAAGACCAAUAGUCCUAAAAACCAAAGCAGAUUUCAUCCUACUUCUGAAAGCAUUGCUGCUGUCUAGCUACGGAAAACUCCUGCUGAUUCCAGCUGUUAUUUGGGAGCAUGACUAUACUCAUUUGUGCCUCAAGCUCAUUAAAGUAUUUGUCUUGACAUCAAAUUCUCAAGCAAUUAGAGUUACCUUGAAUACAAGUCGAAAGCUUUGUCUGAUGGCCAUUGUGACUGGACUGAUUUUCGAAAAUGGUAUCAUCUAUCUGUUCCAGAGGAUGGGAUGGAACAUUUGAGGCAGUUGUCUGCCUUUUCAAUGAUGGAUAUUUCUUAAAAGAAAGGGACACCUUUGAAGUCAAUCUCAGUUCUUUUGUUGCCACCGUGUUAUUGUCCAUUAGUUAUAAAUGCAAUAGUAAUGAAACUUUGAGUGUAUCAGCUUUUCCAGGCUGAACUGAUGACAAGCUGAAACCAAGCCAAGAACUUCAGUUGCCAUGCAAUGAUAGUUUAUUUUAUAGCAUCCUUUGGUACUUUUGGUCUUGCCAAAAAUAUAUUUGGCUGCUGUUACUGUUGGAUUUAUAAGUAUCAAGGAGAGCAGUAUUAAGGAAAUGGACCACAUCAUUUUGUGUUUGGGCACUUGAGGAAAAAAAAGCCCUAGAUAGGUUGUUUCCUUGUGAGAAAAAGGAAUUUACUCAUGGAGAAGAAGAAACCAUACUGUGCUUAAAUACAUUGAGUUUAUGAAAUGGAGAGUGACAAAUUGUAUUUCUGUAACAAUUAAAAAACAGUGUGGUUUUAA